AUGGAGACUGCUCUUCUACCUCUCCUCCUUACCUUCUUCUCCUGCAUGGCCUCAUCAGCAAGAAUGUUGAGCGCCGCCUACGUCUACAACCCAUCGCCACCGCGCCCGUCGUGGGAGCAAAUAGAGAUAAACAACCUGAACAAUUCAGUGGCUAUCGUAUCGUGUGGUCCGGAUGCUCAAGGGGAGGGGCAUGUAGUGGCUACACUAAAUCCUCAGCAGACUAUGAACUGGACAACAUAUGUCACAUACCCAUUUAAACCAAAUACCUUGGCUUGUUUCGUAUCAUUCUACGGCGAUCCGAGCAAAUUCGUUAGCGAGUGGACAAAUGAAAAGGGGUUUUUCUGUGCCUUUCCUCGACGUAUAUGUGGGUAUGAUUGUAAGUUCAGAAUAAUGGAUGAUGAGAGAUAUGAAGUUUAUGAUCAACGUCAAAAGAGAUGGACCACUGGUUUGCAUUCGGGAAACAAGACAGAAGCCAUUAAAGCUUCGCAAUGCAACAACCCUCUUGCGCCCCCAAACAGCGCAGCAACCCCUCUUUUGUGCCCAGACAAUGCAGCCAUUCUCCUGCGCACACGGCCAUCUCGCCCACCAACACCGCUGCACGACUCGCCUCCCGACGCCCAAGCAUUGGCGCUCGACAUGCCAUCUCGCAAAGCAGAGCUUGCCCAUGGGGGACCCUCCUCAGUAGAGCUCGCCCAUGGAGACCUUUACCUAGUGGAGCUCACCAAGUCCCAGGCUCGCCCAAGGGAGCUCGCCAAAGCCUCAUCAUUCGGAAUCAGCGCCGCCGAUCUCUCCCCCAUGGCCGCAGCCCUGCCGCACAUGCCACCGCCUCGAAAAGAAACAUCGACGUUGAUCAUAGAGCUAACCAAUCUGUCUCAUUCCGUGGCCACCGUAACAUGUGGUCCGCUUACAUUUUUGGCUUCAAUGAGGUCUCUGCAGACCGUGGACUGGAUUUUCAACAAAACUGGAGUUACAGACCCAACAGCAUUUAUUUGUGUCGUAGCUUUGGACAGUGAAGGCGAAACUUAUGAUGACCCACUCUGGGGACCCAUAGACGGGUACAUUUGUGGCUUCCCUAAACGUAAAUGUAGGAAUCAUUGUAAGUAUAGGGUUAUAGAUGACGAUGGAUUUGAAGUUUACAAUGAAUUUCACAACAAAUGGGAGACUGGUGUGUAUUCGGCAAACAAGACAGCAGCCGUCAAAACAUGUAACGAAUAA
Ilex paraguariensis (yerba mate) is the source of this 1215-nucleotide messenger RNA. The record is from the annotation of a GenBank genome assembly. NCBI's taxonomy places the organism in Eukaryota, Viridiplantae, Streptophyta, Magnoliopsida, Aquifoliales, Aquifoliaceae.